Messenger RNA from Rattus rattus (black rat), 2077 nucleotides. RefSeq names its product radical S-adenosyl methionine domain containing 1 (gene Rsad1). The record is from RefSeq and is a predicted model, not a curated record. Gene Ontology annotation, biological process: porphyrin-containing compound biosynthetic process. Gene Ontology annotation, cellular component: cytoplasm. Gene Ontology annotation, molecular function: coproporphyrinogen oxidase activity; 4 iron, 4 sulfur cluster binding. The transcript is spliced from 9 exons. Bases 92 to 1420 code for a protein of 442 amino acids. Lineage: Eukaryota; Metazoa; Chordata; Mammalia; Rodentia; Muridae.
CGGGGCGACCCACGCGGUCCAGCCCGGGGCACACCCUUGCUGGGCGCGCUGUUGAGGUCUCGCAUCCCUACUUUCUGCCGCCUUGCACGUCAUGGUUCCCUCCGGGGUCCGGACCCGUAGAUGGGUAGCAGCGGCCAGGGCCGCCCAGAGGCGCCCCCGUGUGGAUAGCCUGGGACAGCCUCCGAGUCCUGAGUCCGCGAGCACGCGCGCGGCGCUUUACGUGCACUGGCCUUAUUGCGAGAAACGCUGCAGCUACUGCAACUUCAAUAAGUACAUCCCCCGCGGCGUGGACGAGGGGGCCGUGCGGAAUUGCCUGGUGACUGAGGCAAGGACGCUGCUGCGGCUCAGCGGGGUGCAGAGGGUGGAGUCUGUGUUCUUUGGUGGGGGAACCCCGAGUCUGGCCAGUCCCCACACUGUAGCUGCUAUCCUGGAGGCCGUGGCACAGGAAGUCUACCUGCCUGCAGAUUCGGAAGUCACGUUGGAGGCCAACCCCACUUCAGCCCCAGGUCCCAGGCUGGCAGCUUUUGGAGCAGCAGGAGUGAACAGGUUGUCCAUUGGUUUACAGUCCCUGGAUGAUGCGGAACUGCAGCUGCUGGGCCGGACUCACUCAGCUCUCGAAGCUUUGCAGACCCUGACGGAGGCCAGGCACCUUUUCCCUGGCAGAGUGUCGGUGGAUUUGAUGCUGGGGUUACCGGCACAAAAGGUGGAGCCAUGGCUUCAACAGCUUCAGAAACUGCUGCGCCACUGUGACGACCACCUCUCCCUCUACCAGCUGACCCUGGAACGGGGCACCUCACUCUUUGCCCAGGUGCAGCAGGGUACCCUCCCGGCCCCCGACCCGGACUUGGCUGCUGAGAUGUACCAGGAGGGCAGGACAGUCCUUCGUGAUGCUGGCUUUCGCCAGUAUGAGGUCUCCAACUUUGCACGGAAUGGGGCGCUCAGUAAUCACAACUGGACGUACUGGCAGUGCGGUCAGUACCUUGGCAUUGGGCCUGGAGCCCACGGACAAUUUGUGCCCCAGGGAGCUGGAGGCCAUACCCGGGAAGCACGGAUCCAGACACUGGAGCCUGACAACUGGAUGAAAGAGGUGAUGCUCUUUGGUCAUGGCACCCGGAAGUGCAUCCCCCUGAGCGAGCUGGAGCUGCUGGAGGAGAUUUUGGCUAUGGGGCUGCGCACUGAUGUGGGGGUCACUCACCAGCAUUGGCAGCAGUUUGAGCCCCAGAUGACCCUGUGGGACGUGUUUGGAGCAAGCAGGGAGGUGGAGGAGCUGCUCGCACAGGGUUUGUUGCUGCUGGACCACAGGGGUCUCCGGUGUUCCUGGGAGGGUCUAGCUGUGCUGGACUCCUUGUUAUUGACCCUCCUGCCUCAACUCCAAGAGGCCUGGCAGCACAGGACUCCCUCACCUGAGUCAGGAGGAUGACCAGACAUUCCUGUAUCAUGGGACAACACCAGUGGACUCGGAGGGCUGGACCAGCAUGAUGGCAUCAGCCUGUAGGUGCCGUCUCUGCUUUGAGGUGUUAUUGCUUGCUUCUGUCACGCCCAUGGGGAUGGAUGCGGUCAGUUGGGUGGAAGGCUAUCAGUUCUGGGUACCGGUAUUCCUCACGGCAUCCCAGGAGUCAUGGACUGUGUGUUCCCUGACUGGGAUGUACUUACCACCACCCCCACUGGCUUUUGUCGGCUUUUUUGGACACCAAAUAACAGAAAAUCUUUCUACAGGGGAUUGUACCUAUCCCCCAUUCUAAAGCAAAGCCCCAAGUUAGCUUCUAUGAUUCAGUAGAAUUAAAUCCCCUCCAGAUCUCUUAAACAAGAGGAAACAUAGGAACAAGAUGUUUACAGAACCAUUUGAGGGGCUAGAGAGAUAGCUCAGUGGUGAGAACACUGUUUGCUCUUCAACAGGACCAGGGUUCAAUUCCCAGCAGCCAUGUGGCAGCUCACAGCCAUCUGUAACUCCCAUUCCAGAGGAUCUGGUGCCCUCUUUUGACCUCUGUGUGUAACAGACACAUAUGUGGUGCAUGGCUAUUCAUCCAGGCAAAAUACAUAUACAAUAAAAAUAAAUUAAUCUAAAGAAAGAUUCUUA